This is a messenger RNA of Guillardia theta CCMP2712, 712 nucleotides long. RefSeq lists its product as hypothetical. The record is from RefSeq and is a predicted model, not a curated record. Lineage: Eukaryota; Cryptophyceae; Pyrenomonadales; Geminigeraceae. Bases 67 to 498 code for a protein of 143 amino acids. The transcript has a single exon.
CUCCGAGCGCUGCAGUCGAGGGCGGAGCUGAACGACGCUCUUGCGCGCGACCACCAGAGGAAGCAGAUGCUGCUCAUGCAGAAGAGCUGCCGGGAUGCGACUGCCUCGGACAAGCUUGCUCCCUUGGGGAUGGGGGAGACGACGGGGAAGAGACCGUGCGAGGCCCUCAGCUGGGACAGCGACGGCUAUCACCAGGAGCCGUCACGCGCCAUGAGCAUGGAUAGCCCGUCGAGCUCUCCGGGGCUGCACCCGUCACAGGCGGCAUGGAACCACUACCCCGCUGGGUUCUGGGAGGAGGCUUCAGGGAUCGAGCAGGACGAGAGACAAGCCAAGGUCGCUGCUGACUGGGCCGCCGCAUGCAUGCGAGCGCUGGAGCAGCUCGAGAAGAGCCCUCACCUCAAGGCGGCACUAGCGCAGAUCGGCAUCGCCACAUUGAUCCCUACCCAGGUCGCGCUGUCGCCUGACUCCGCUCAGAGCUCAAGGAGUUCAAGCACGUAGGACAGCGGGCAAAGUAGAGGAAGGGGAGUUGCGGGGAGAUGUAGGAAGAAGUUCAGGGUGAAGGGAAGUUGGGAGAAGGAGCCUGGAGAGCCUCCUCGGAGGAAUGAGGUGUGGGGAUCUAGUGUGGAGGGAGACUCGAAUGUGGAAGGCGGAGGAAAAGUAGGUGAUCUUGUGGUAUGAAGAGAAACAAAAAAGUGAAUGACCGAUGUCAAUC